GGACAACUUUAUUGAAUUUUGUUUCCCUCUGCUUCAAGUUUGAAACGUGUAAUAUCAACAACAACAAAAUUCACCCAAAAAAACAAUUUCUCUUUUUUUACCAGUUCAACGUGAUUCCAUGUGUAAUGUGUCUACCUGAAAAUACAUUCCACAAAUUCAAUCGACCAGAAUCCAAAUGUUAGUGGCUGUAAUCCAAGAAACCUUCAGAAUACAGAUGAUAUAUGAUAUAAUGUGUAAAUAUUCAUUAAAAUAUUUCACUCUACUGAUCUACUUCUGUGUAUUUCUAAAUAUCCCUUUAACGAAAUCUGUUCAAAUCAAUGAACCAAAUGUAUUCUAUGUUAAUGAUGAUACAAAUGAAGGUCAGAGAAUCGGUCGGAUAACACAUUUCAAUGGGAAUCAACAUGUCAAUUUAAAAUCAGGUCAUUUAAAAGCAGUCAUAGUUCGAGCAAAUCGACCACCAGCAGCCUAUUUCAGACUGAAUGAGAACACGGGAGAUUUGUAUACACGAACUGUUAUCGAUCGUGAAUCAUUGUGCCUGAAAACAUAUCAGAACGAUGAACGUCCUAAUUCACUGGGAAGAAAUUUAAACAUUGACUUUUCUGAUUCAAAUUAUCAAUCAGGAGCAUUUUUGUCAAAUUCAAAAAUUGUCAAUCAGUGUAAAUUUACUUUUCAAGUAGCUCUGCAUCGUCAAGCAUCUCAACAACAACAACAGGAAACACAAGAGUACCAGUCUAAUGACCCUGGACUUCAUCAUUUACCAGAGUUUAUUGAUAUCCAUGUCUUUGUAAUUGACCGUAACGAUCAUAUCCCUACAUUUCAACCACAUUCCGUUAUUAACUUAUCAAUUCCAGAAUCUGUACCCAUAGGGACACGUGUUCAACUGCCGUUAGCCUAUGAUCCAGACUCACCAGAGUUCAGUGUACAAAGAUAUGAGUUGUAUCCUUUGGAAUCGACAGAUUUCAGCUUACACAUUCAAACGACAGAUGUGAUACAUAAUGCAAAUUUAAUACAAGAGAUAACUGGAUUAUUUUUAGAAUUGAAGACAACACUUGACAGAGAAACAAGAGAAAGUUAUGCACUUGAAGUGAAAGCAUUCGAUUCACCAUCAACGACAUCAUCAUCAUCCGCUUCUUCCCCUUCAUCCCCUACAAUGAAUACAUUCAUACCUCGUCUAACCGACAAUCGUAAUGUACUGAAAAUAUUUCUAACUAUUGAAGACAUCAAUGAUAAUGGUCCAAUUUUUCAACCACAAAAUUCUUCAACACAACUGGACUCACACAAUGAUGCAAUCAUCAGAACUAUUCCAUCAUCAUCGUCAACAUCAACAUCAAUGCUCCCAGCAGGUAUAAUAACUUACAAAGUUGAUAUUAUUGAAUCAACUUGGCCAAAAUCAUCAGUUUUACAGCUGAUAACAAAAGAUUUAGACAGUUCAAAGUAUUCUUUAACUAGAUAUGAAUUUUCAUCAAAUGUUGAAGGGAUUAUUAAACAAUUGUUUAAAUUAAAUGAACAUUCCGGUGAAUUAUUUCUAAGGCAACCAUUAGACUAUGAAAAACGUACUAGUUAUUCAUUUGAUGUAUUAGCUAUAGAUAGUGAAUAUGAUCGUCGUAGUAAAAUGGAAAGCAUUGGUAGUAGUAGUAGUAGUCUCCAUUUAGUCAGUUCAAGAUUACAACAGAAUAUAUUUACAUCGACAGCUAAUAUUCUAGUGAAUGUUAUAGAUAUUAAUGAUGAAGUACCAAUUAUUGAAGUGGAUUAUCUACGCGUUGAUGAAACCACUGGGAGACCAGCAACAUUUGCACGUAUUGAAGAGAACAGUGAUCCACCACAGUUUAUAGCGGAUAUUUUAGUUACAGAUAGAGAUGUGAAUGCAGCUAAUAGUCAUGUGGUAUGUACAUUAAUGAAUAAAGCGAACAAGUAUCCGAGUAAUCAUCAUAAUAAUAAUGACAAUAAAACUAAUUCAAUUACAAAUUCAUUUCAACUUUCUGAAGUUAGACGUCAACCUGGCUUAGUUCAGUAUAAUGUGUUAACAGUACGUAGCUUAGACAGAGAAGUGAAUGGAGCAAUAACACGGAUUAAAAUUCAAUGUUCAGACUCUGGUGAAGUGAAAAAGAUUUCUGAAGCUGAUUUAAUUAUUCAUAUAUUAGAUUUAAAUGAUAACUCACCGGCAAUUCAUCUGAUCCCACAACAAACAAGUGGAUCUAAUAAUAAUAAUAAUGGGGAGAAUAUUGUAUUUCUUAGAGAAAAUGCACCAAUCGGUACAACUGUUGCACAAUUUAAUGUAACUGAUCAAGACUCUGGUGAGAAUAGUAGAACUAGUUGUACACUGUUAACAAUGAAUGAUCCUGUUCUAUUAAAUUUAAAUGAUUAUUUUCAUGUAGAUCCAGUAUUGUGUAAUUUAAUGACACGUAAACCAAUCGAUCGUGAAUCCAGCUAUCCACCAAUAGAUGAAAUUGACCUGAGCAUUGAAGUGAAAGAUCAUGGUCAACCGGUACGUAAAUCAUCGUCGAUAAGCCUUAAAGUGAAAGUUAUCAAUGAGAAUGACAAUAUUCCAGUAUUUCAGAACACAUUUUAUCGUUUCUCUGUUAAAGAGAAUUCACCUAUUGGCAUGAGUGUUGGUCAGAUAGUGAUUACUGAUCUGGACGGUGAUUAUGCACGAUUAGAUGUUCGACUACAAAAACAAGAACAACUGCCAUUUAAACUAUGGAAAUCAGAAACCUCUUAUGGGUAUAUUUCCAUGGAUCAAUCUGAAGCUCAAGUUGUAGUCUAUUAUCUGAAUACAACACGAAUAUUGGAUCGUGAAGAGAAAUCGAGUUAUGAAUUUGAAAUUUAUGCAAAUGAUGUCAGCGAAGAUGGACUGCUGGGUCAACACAGACUACUGUCAGUGAAAAGUUUCAGUCAUACAACAAGUGCAACAAUUCUAGUGACAGUUGAAGAUGAAAAUGAUAACGAUCCUGUGAUUAUAUUUCCUCAACAACCGAAUAAAACAUUUAUUCUUUCUAAUGCGGAAAAGAAAUACUAUCAGUUGAUGACUGUGAAUGCCAAUGACAAAGAUCCUACAUCCAAUUCGUUCACAUUUAUGUUAGAAAAUGAAGAAGAAGAUUUUCUCAAAUCCAAUGAUAAUUCUAAAGGUAUUGAAACUGACGAAACUGAUACAAAACUGUUGAAGUCAACAGAGUUAAACACCAACCCUAAAUAUCCAGUAUCCAGUUCAUUUUUAGAGAUUGAUCGAAGUGUAGGGACAGUUUAUUUAAGUAGAGAUAUUCAUCAAAAUGACACAGGAACUCAUGCAUUCCGUGUAAUUGUACAUGAUAGUAUAAUCAAUCCACGUACAGCUUCACUCAGGUUUAUUGUUAAAAUCGAACCAGUUCCACCGAGGUCACAUCAAAUGAAAUUGAACAGUUUACACGAUAAUGAUCAUGCUGACCGUCGAUUACUUUCAGGCGAGAGUUCUGAAUUCAGUGAACAUAACUACGCCUUCAACAAUCAUUAUUCCAAGCUGUCCGGUAGUCAAGAUUUUUUGAUUCAUAGAAAGUAUGACAAUAUGCGGACAACUUUUGAUAAUCAUUCCACCAUGCCUUUCGCAUCAUCUUCACCAGGAAUUUCAUCAUCAUCAUCAUCAUCGAAACAGUUGACACGUCGUUUAACAGGUGACACAGUAUUAAUCCUUUCGUUAGGUUUGAUUUUGUUAAUCCUUUUAGCAACUUUGUGUCUGGUGAUUUUUGCACGUCAUUGGUCAUCAGGUGCGUCAAGUGUCCCACAGAAUUCCAAUGCGUCAGAUAAAAUUAGAUGCGCCGAAAUAUUUUGUUGUAAUCCGACUAGUGGUAGUAGAAGUAUUAAUGGUAACAACAAACAUCAAGUGACAAAUAAUGAAACCUUGAAAAAAGAAGUCAUCAAUAUCUUUCAUUCACCGGCUCCAACAAAUUUACAAGACCCACAACAGAUCAAUUUAAACUGUGAUACAUUACGAUCUAUGGAUACAUUUAAUGCUAGUCUAAGUGAUUCAUAUAGUCAAAAAAUGUUAGACAGUGAACAUAUUUAUUAUCGUGAUUGUAGACAAUUUUCUCUUCUACCUGUGAUAACAAGUCCAGUUGGUGGAGACAAUGGAUCAUUCCCUACGGAUUAUACAGCCUUAAGAGCUGUAACAUCCUGUAAGUGUUGUACACCACCUCCAACAGGAUAUACUUAUAAUAAUAAUACAGACAGUGGAAAUCCACAUUCCCUAGAAUCUUUCACAAAUGAAUCUUUAAAAAGUAGUAAGCAACAGACAAAUCAUAUUCCCAAUGGUUCUACUGUCACGUAUUAUACAACUUUAACGCCAAGACCAAGAUCUGAAAAUACAACAACGGAUAAACGUAAAGUUCGUAUUAUGACAGUUAAAGAGAAUAUGGAGAUGGAACCGGAAAAAAACUUUGCCAAUGAUUAUUCAGUAACAUGACAGGAAACUUAAUCAAUAAUUGGUUGACUUUAAUAAAGUGCAAUAACCUCAUGCGAUUUUGUGAAAAUUUCAAAUGGUUCAACUUUUCAACUGAACAGUCAGAAAAAUGUUUAAAAAAACAAAACAGAAAAAAGAUGAAAGAUACAUACACAAGUUAAUUGACCGCAAUAUGUACAAAUUAGACCAAGAGGAUAAUCAUCAUAUUUUGUCUGUUAUGUUGUUUAUUUGUCUCUUCCCGCAUUUCCAGUCAAUUUGAAAUCCCAUUUUAUUUCAAUGUGUUUUUUUUUGAUUUUCAAUGUCCAAUUGUUCAUAUGUUUUGUUUUUUUUUCAAGCGAAAACCGAAAUGUUAAUGAAUAGUUAUCAU
Messenger RNA from Trichobilharzia szidati, 4796 nucleotides. Lineage: Eukaryota; Metazoa; Platyhelminthes; Trematoda; Strigeidida; Schistosomatidae. The record is from the annotation of a GenBank genome assembly.